AUGUCGGAGGUGGUCCCCACCUCCAGCACAUCAGUCAAAUCUCGUCUCACGAGGUCCCGCACCCGUCGUCAUUCACCGGACCACAAAGGGCACGCCGUGCAUAUUAAGUUUUUCCUCGACGUUAUUGGAGCCCCGUCGCUCCCAAUCUUCUCUCCCCGCUCUACCAAUUAUCACGAUGUCAAAACUUACCUUGAGCAUAAAAAGGUCUCAUACAUAGUCCAACGGUAUGUUGCCGCGUCCGGUGGCGACGCUCUUGACUUGAUCGAAAAUGUGAUCGUGCUCGGGAAGGUGACGAUGGCGAUCAUAAAUCAAAAGAUUAAGAAAUCCAUGAAUAAGGUGGAGCAUGGCACAUUCGUGCUAUAUCAACAAACACGAACCCGCCAUGCGCCAUGGAGUCUGGAGCUCAUGGUCUCCGGUUCCAAAAUGAGCGCCCGUUGCAAUGGCAAGGUGGCUUGGCCACUCCGCCGGUCCUUGCAGGGCCUCGAUCCAAAGGGAAUAGCAGAGCUAUUCUCCAACUCCUUCAGAAUGGGAGACAGCGAAAUCGACGGCCAAAAUUGCUUCCUCCUUGAGGUAGAAUCAUCACAGCCGUCCACAUCAUCAGCAGAAACAAGCAAACACACAGUGAAGGGGUAUUUUUGCCAGAAAACCGGUCUAUUGAUCCAUCCAGAGGACAUCCACUUGCGUUUGGAUAAAACCGCCACAUGCAAGCUUUGUUGGGUGACCAAAACGUCGUCGUCGAUCCAAGACUACAGGCCGGUUGCCGGCGUCGUGAUCGCGCACGGUGGCCGGACGAAGGUUUCGUUGUCGAGCGGAAGCGAAAUGGAGGAGGUUUGGAGCAUUGAGGAGAUCGACUUCAACUUGAAAGGGAUGUCGAAGGAUUUUUUCGCGGCUCCGGCGGGAGUCGAGGAAUGGUGA
Molecule: messenger RNA, 915 nt
Organism: Salvia splendens (bonfire salvia)
Lineage: Eukaryota; Viridiplantae; Streptophyta; Magnoliopsida; Lamiales; Lamiaceae
Exons: 3
Coding region: 1-915 (304 amino acids)
Source: RefSeq, a predicted model, not a curated record